UGGGACCCGCUCCGCAACGACUCGCUGCCGCCCACGCUGACCCCGGCCGUGCCCCCCUACGUGAAGCUCGGCCUCACCAGCGUCUACACCGCCUUCUACUCGCUGCUCUUCGUGUUCAUCUACUUGCAGCUCUGGCUGGUGCUGCGCUACGGCCACAAGCGGCUCAGCUACCAGAGCGUCUUCCUCUUCCUCUGCCUCUUCUGGGCCUCGCUGCGGACGGUGCUCUUCUCCUUCUACUUCAGGGACUUCGUGGCGGCCAACGCGCUCAGCCCCUUCGUCUUCUGGCUGCUCUACUGCUUCCCCGUGUGCCUGCAGUUCUUCACCCUCACACUCAUGAACUUGUAUUUCACGCAGGUGAUUUUCAAAGCCAAGUCCAAAUACUCUCCAGAAUUACUCAAAUACCGGCUGCCCCUCUACCUGGCCUCGCUCUUCAUCAGCCUCAUCUUCCUGUUGGUGAACCUCACCUGCGCCGUGCUGGUGAAGACAGGAAGCUGGGAGAGGAAGGCCAUCGUGUCCGUGCGCGUGGCCAUCAAUGACACGCUCUUCGUGCUCUGUGCCGUCUCUCUCUCCGUCUGUCUCUACAAGAUCUCUAAGAUGUCCUUGGCCAACAUUUACUUGGAGUCCAAGGGCUCCUCCGUGUGUCAAGUGACGGCCAUCGGUGUGACGGUCAUCCUGCUGUACACCUCCCGAGCCUGCUACAACCUGUUCAUCUUAACCUUCUCGCAGAGCAAGAACGUCCACUCCUUUGAUUACGACUGGUACAACGUGUCGGACCAGGCCGACCUGAAGAACCAGCUGGGAGAUGCCGGCUACAUCGUGUUCGGAGUCGUGCUGUUCGUGUGGGAGCUCCUGCCCACCACCUUAGUCGUUUACUUCUUCCGAGUUAGAAAUCCUGCCAAGGACCUUACCAGCCCUGGAUUGGUCCCCAGCCAUGGAUUCAGUCCCAGGUCCUACUUCUUCGACAACCCUCGAAGAUAUGACAGUGACGAUGACCUUGCCUGGAACAUCGCCCCUCAGGGACUUCAGGGCAGUUUUGCUCCAGACUACUAUGAUUGGGGACAGCAUGCCAACAGCUUCCUGGCACACGCAGGGACUCUGCCACCAGACUCAGUUUUGGAUCCUGACAAACCCAGCCGUGGGUAGCACCAGUUGACAGUUUUACGGAAGAUUCCAGAGUUGAAAAGCUUCAGAAAGACUAACUUAACGACGGCUGAAUCUUUAGGGCACUUUUCCUUAAGAAAUAGGACUUGAUUUUCAUUUGUUACAGGUUUCUAAUGGCUCCAUAGGACUAAGCAAUAAUUUAGAUCGAUAAAACCUUAUUUUAGUACUAAAAAAGGGGGCCUGGCUGCCUAUUUCAGUGGGUAUAAUUUAAACUUUAAAAAUUCCGUACUUUUAUAAAAAUGUAUUUUAUAUAACUUAAGUAAUAAUGCUAAAAUGUACUCGGGGUUUUUGAGAAUGUUACUGCAAUACAUGUAAUAGUUUGCACAGACUUUUAUGCAUAAUUCACUUUAAAAGUACACAGUAUGUGGUCUGAGGGUUCUUCAAGGCUUCAGGACUAAAGUUCCUCAAAUCCUUACCUCUUCGGGUCACUCAGACUCAGCUCCGCUGGCAGACUCCCCACACGGCUCCCGGGGGAGGUUAGAACGUAGCCGAGUGUAGCACUAUAUACGGUCACCGGGCCCUCAGAGUCCCUUAAGGCCCGGUAGCCGAUGCCACCUCCGGGACUCUCGGGGUUGCCAGACGUCGGGUUCUCCUUCUCAGGGGCGCUGAUGUGGCUCCGGCGAUCAUGCUAAACUCUUCGUAGGGUUGGUGUGACUCCUCAGCCGCCUCUGCAGCUUUCCGCCGGGUGAGAUUAGCCCCCAUCGCCUCGGGACUCAGUGAGAAUGCUCCUUCCCCAGCCCACGGGACGCCCGCGACACUGAAGGGACAGGCGGGGUUCUCAAAGGGGGUGAAGAGUAAAUACCCCUGGCCCUGGAGCCACGGGCUGCGGGUCCUCUGUGUCCCUUUAAUGCCCGGCCGUGCUUCAUUGUUAGGUAGCUCUGAAGGCACCUGCGUGGAGGAGGCCCUCGGUCCUCUCUCGCCGGCUCCCGUCUGUCACGUGAGGGGCCCGUUCCAGACAACUGCCCCUUGCAUUCUGUCAUCUUUCCCUUGUGAAACAUGUUGUGAAGUGCUGUUCUCCGACCCCAGUGCCCUCCCAGAACCUCAGGAUGUAUUUGUGUGUGUAGUAUGUGACGUGUGUGCGCUGCAGUGUAAAACUGCCUGCAGGGGAGACAGGCUCUAGGGAGGCCAGUGCUCUGCUUUCCUACAAAACCGCAGAGGAAGCCCCUGCUCUGCCCGAAGGCCCACGGGACAGGCGGGUGAAGGGACGCACACCCGGGAGGCUGCCUACGUGACGAACCCCUUCAGAUGUCUCCCCACUUGUCCUCAGGAAUAACUUCUCUCUGGCACCGAGUUCUCAGAGAUCAAGUUACUUCUCUUAUCUCGAAGGUAUUUAAAGCUCGUCUCAAGGUUUAGUAGGUCCUGACUGGUUCUCAUUCGUACAGAACCCCUUUCCCCGCCAACCCCACCGACAGUCUCGCCUUCCAGGAGAUGGAAGAACUUGGGAAGAAUUUAAGUUAUUUCAGGGGAAAUUCUACGCUGACGCAGAUCUGCACUGAUUAUUCAGGCUGCCUUAAGAUAUAAGUUGUUAACCUAAGUAGCUCUAAGAUCACCCUUACCUGUCACUUGUCACUGUCUUUGUCACUGAUACUUACAACUUAUGGGGGCAGGCCCAGCAUAUGCUCAGAAUCAGUCUUCCAGAAGGUACUGCAGUUGUUCAAUGUUAGCUCAUUCAAGGGUAGACGUUUUUUAAUUUUUAAUUUAUUGAUUUUAGAGAGGAAAGGAGAGAGAAAACCACCCAUUCAUGCACUCACUGGUUGAUUCCUGGGGAUCAGACCCGAAACCCGGGCACAUCAGCAUGAUGCUCCAACCGAGCUACUGGCCAGGGUAAGGGUAGAAAAAUAGUGAUAGAAAUAUCACUAAAACCAUGGAACUAUUACACUCAUCCUAUGAUGUAUAACACUUUAUUAUUGUCAUUACUGGCAGGAAGAUGGAAGUAGCCAGCACUGAUUGGUAAAAGCCAUAGUCUGCUUUGUGGUAAAGCUGCUAGUAUUCAUCUGCGCUGUUACUUCUUACUGGAAAGGGUAAACCGCUCUGAAUGCCCACUUUUCUCUCCUUCCCCUUUUUAAAGUAACGCUAAAGCACAAGUGUCAUAAACCUGCCCAGAACGUUGAGAACUGUACCAAGCUUUUUCUUGUUGUAAACGGUGAUACAGACCCUGUGAAAUGUUGCAGAUUUGGAUGGAGAGGAAAAUUAAAGUUCCCGUGGCUUCCUAACCGACGUGUCUGCUAAGUGCACUAACAAGCCGACCCUGGGAGAGAUACCAAGUAGACUAGUGCAGAAGCGGGGCGGGCGGUCGCUGCUUCUGAAGCACUGGCGUCCCCUAGUUGAGGACACGCGAUGGAGUUAGCUAACUCUGCGGGGAAGUGCCAGCAUCCCUGCGCGAUUUGGCCCGUCGUUCAUCUCCGUCUGGUCCAGCUCCAAGGCGCCUGUCGAGUUUUUGUGGUCCCAUCGCCCUCUGCAGAGGAGACCCCCCGAGUCCCAGCCGAUGGGGGUUGACAGCCCUCUUGGUGCCUUUUCCUUUUUACAGUGAACCUGUUUAAUUGAACCGACGAUGAAAACACCCCGUGUGUGUCACACAGCUGUGGACUGGACGAGGCUUUGCUUCUGACAGUGUCCACGUCAGUCACACUUAGUUACGUCUGUUCCUACUUGAACAUGGCAGGCGGUUGUUAACUACGUUGGGCCCUGUCCUUAGCUGUGAAGGUCAGGCCCGGCCUCCACUCCUAGACUCCUAUGAAAAUCCAAAAGAACUGCUCUCGGGUGGCCUCGAGCACUUACGCCCUGUUGAGAGGAAAGCCCUGGUGUGAGCAGCGCUUCAAGAAAGGGGCUCUCAUUAUAGUUACAUAAUGACUAUUUCCAGAAUAUUGCUUUUGUUUUUUUUAACAAUAAAGGUGAACUUACGUUAGAAGUAAAUGGGUCUAAAUAUCUGAAACUUUAUCAAGAUUUCCAACUAAAGAAACUUGGUUAAAAAGGUCCCUUGCUUUCGCUUUACCGCAUGUAAAAUAUGGACUAGUGUAGGACGGUGGGGCACAGCUGAUGCGCGUUUCCAUCUUACCCCAUGUGACGGAAGUUCAUUAACCGCUCCUGCCUGUGCACGGUGCCGCUUCAGGCUUCUCACGGCAGGGCUCAGGCGCAAACAGGAAUUCUUGUCCAAAACUACAUGAACUGACUAAAGUGGGGACACACUUACGUAGAAAGGACAGUGAGAAUAAGAGGAGAAACUUGGUCAGUAUCUGCUAAGUACACUGGACACUGGGCUCGGGGCCUGUCAGUGUCUGGUCCAGUCUAAACUUAGACACACCUUUCCGUUAACCCUCCUCUUGGCCUUAGCAGGGGUGUGUAAAGAGCCCUUGCACCAGAGGGUCAAAACACCCUGAAGUCUGCUGGUGGUGUCCCUGUGCCGCCAGCCAUGUCUCUUCAUUUCCCUUACCUGGCGUCUGGCUGCUCUGGGCCUGGGCACCGCUGGGGUUUACCCAGUGUAGGGUCCUGAGACUUGCUGCCCAGGUCACCAGGUCGGGGUUUGGUGUCCUCAGACCCAGAUCCAGUGACUACCCAGCUCCUCCAAAGCUGGAUUGCUCAUCUCUGUCCCUUGACCUAUGGUGGGACCUGUCCUGGGAACUAAGCGCAUCUUGCCAGCACUAACUCUAUAGCCUCCAAACCUGGCCUGCCCUUUGGACCUUGGCUGCCCUACCACUCAGAAUAUUAGCCUCUAUCCCUGGACAGACUUUCUGCCUCUGCACUUGAGCCUGGUCAGAACUGGAGCUCAGAUGUCUGGCUCUCUUUAGCCUCUGAGCCUCACAGUCCUUCCAUUUCUCUGCUGGUCCCUAUCACUGUGACCUUUCUUGACUCAGUCUCAAUUUCCCAUGAACCUUGUUACCCUACAACAGCCCUUCUGUCUGCAGUUCCAAGUCAGGGUGGACCUGGAGGGUUUUAAUUGUGGCAUAAAA
Molecule: messenger RNA, 5108 nt
Organism: Miniopterus natalensis
Lineage: Eukaryota; Metazoa; Chordata; Mammalia; Chiroptera; Miniopteridae
Gene: GPR137B
Product: G protein-coupled receptor 137B
Biological process (GO): negative regulation of osteoclast differentiation; positive regulation of TORC1 signaling; regulation of autophagy
Cellular component (GO): lysosomal membrane
Source: RefSeq, a predicted model, not a curated record